AUGCCACUGAUACUUCCAUGUUCUUUGCUAUAUUGCCUACGCAACAAAGAAGUGGUCCAUACCUGUGAUUGUCACAAGAUACAACAUAUUGUGGACUGUCAGAUCAACGGUCCCAGGAGCCCCAUCAAGAUCAACCGUUCAGGAAGCCUGAGAAAGCUUAGAAGCUUCAAGAUUUACGGCCUUCUUGAGAAAAUUCUGAACAUCGUCUUCAAGAGGCAUCUGAAUCAACGGCGAGCCCAAUCCAUCGGCGAUCGCAAGGAAAAUCUUGCUCAUCUCGUUCCUGAACUCGUCGAGAUCGACGGUCCUGCUCUAAUCGCAGUCGAACUUCUCAAAAAUCGAGUCGUAGAGCCAGCUCCUCUGGCGGCGUCGCAACGUCGACGCCGAAGUGUGUAUUUGAUACAGGGGGGUCGAGAGACACGGGGAGAAGUUAAGUGUUUUAAUUAA
Messenger RNA from Ilex paraguariensis (yerba mate), 444 nucleotides. The record is from the annotation of a GenBank genome assembly. NCBI's taxonomy places the organism in Eukaryota, Viridiplantae, Streptophyta, Magnoliopsida, Aquifoliales, Aquifoliaceae.